Cercocebus atys (sooty mangabey) is the source of this 854-nucleotide messenger RNA. RefSeq names its product nucleoside diphosphate kinase, mitochondrial-like. The transcript has a single exon. The record is from RefSeq and is a predicted model, not a curated record. Lineage: Eukaryota; Metazoa; Chordata; Mammalia; Primates; Cercopithecidae. The coding region runs from base 79 to 645 and encodes 188 amino acids.
AAGUGGGAUGACUGGCAUGAGCCACCGCGCCUUACCUGAGACCCUGUUACACACACCCACACACUCUAAAGAGUGCCAAUGACACGCUGCUGCAUGAGCCUGCGAGGAAUGGGAGUACAGGGUGGCUGGAUGCUCCAAGCUGCAUGUUGUGAGGUUGUAGAAAUAACUGAUACUAGCGCUCGGCAGGCGACCCGCGGGCCAGGCGUCACAGGUGGCUUCUCCGGGCACGUUGCGCGCGGGUGUCGCUGCUGCCUGUGGGCCCCGGCCAAGCCUUCGUGCACCCCAGCUCAGGAGGGCCCUCCUGGACCCUGGAGUGGUCCCUCGUCGCUGAGAAGCCAGAUGGGGCCCAGCGGCGGCUCGUUGGGGACGGGAUCCAGCGCUUUGAGAGGCGGCUUCACGCUGGUGGGGAUGAAAACGCUGCAGGCGCACAGCGGGAAAACCCUGCUACCCAAGGCCUCCGAAGGGUCCAGUGUGGUCCCGCGCCCCGGGACCACAUGGGGAGACUUCAGCGCCCACAUCACCAGGAACCUCUUCCAGGCAAGAAACUCUGUGGAGGGGGCUCGGAGACGGAUCCCGCUGUGGUUCCCGAUCAGGGACCUGGUGAGCUGGGCACGGCGCCAGCACAGCUGCGGCCACCCAGCCUGAGGCCCAGGCCACCCUCCCAACUCCCUCGGUCAGCAAGAACCCAGGCCCACACCCAUAUCUGCCUUUCCCAAACCGCUUCCCUGUUCACCUCUGCCCCGCCCCAGUCCAGAGGAGUUUGAGCCACCAACUUUACUACCUGUAAUCUCAGCUACGCGGAAGGCUGAGGCAGGGGGAUCCCUUGAGUCCAAGAGUUCAAGAUCAGCCUGGGC